Capsaspora owczarzaki ATCC 30864 is the source of this 783-nucleotide messenger RNA. RefSeq lists its product as hypothetical. NCBI's taxonomy places the organism in Eukaryota, Filasterea, Ministeriida, Capsasporidae. Gene Ontology annotation, molecular function: transmembrane protein transporter activity. The coding region runs from base 86 to 583 and encodes 165 amino acids. Gene Ontology annotation, cellular component: mitochondrial inner membrane; TIM23 mitochondrial import inner membrane translocase complex. The transcript is spliced from 6 exons. The record is from RefSeq and is a predicted model, not a curated record. Gene Ontology annotation, biological process: protein import into mitochondrial matrix.
CUGCACAAUGUUCUAUUGCUGCAAUUUCGCACUUUAGUGCUCUGUUCAGUCUCCCUUUCAUCAUCAUCACUUUGCCAGACACACAAUGGCACACGCAGAGUACCAACGCGACCCAUGUCCGUAUCGCAUUUUGGACGAUCUCGGCGGCGGCUUCGCCAUGGGCACCGUCGGCGGUUCGCUCUUCCACGCGCUUCGCGGCUACCGAAACUCACCAAAGGGUCAAAGAAUGUCGGGCAUGGUCUCGGCCGUCAAGAUGCGUGGUCAAGCAUACGGCACCGGUUUCGCCAUGUGGGCUGGCACAUUCUCGACGUUCGAUUGCGUCUUUAUGUACUACCGCGGCAAGGAGGAUCCUUGGAACGCUAUCGGCGCUGGAGCAGUCACUGGCGCUGUGCUCGCUGCACGAAGCGGACCUGCUGCUAUGGCUACUAACGCUGUCGUGGGCGCAAUCAUUCUCGGUGUUAUGGAGGGUGCUGCGCUCAUGAUGAAUAAGAUGGCUUCCGAUUCAUCCCGUCCAGUCAUGCCAGAGCUGCCACAAGUGCCGGUAUCUCUCAACUCACCAAAGCCUGCACCAGCCCUCGACUAAGCAUCUUUACGCAGAUGCUGCAUUUCCUGUUUCUUUGUCUCCCGUUCGGAUUUUUUCAAUGAAUUCCCUUUCCAGUCACCUUUUGCCUGAAUAAAAUGGCUUAAAUUGUAUUUUUUUGCUCGCUGUGUCGCUUUUCUGGCAUUGAAAACAGGUCCUUUCUUGGGGCACAAUUUUUGUAACAACAGCUUUAUUACAGCACA